Messenger RNA from Guillardia theta CCMP2712, 618 nucleotides. RefSeq lists its product as hypothetical. The record is from RefSeq and is a predicted model, not a curated record. The transcript has 5 exons. The annotation marks the transcript as partial. Lineage: Eukaryota; Cryptophyceae; Pyrenomonadales; Geminigeraceae.
AAAGUGAAUACUUGAAAUGUAUUCAAAAGACUUCAGGGAUAUCUCGAAAUCUGCGGUUUGGCUGGCUUAUCCGAUCGGGAGAUUCCGCUCACUGGACUCCGCCGAAUCAUGGCCCGCGGCAUUGCCAUCGCCGCGGGCCCGGCCGCCGGGGCCCGGCCCCCGCCCGGCGGGCACUGCCGCACGGUCUCAUUCGGAGUCAAGGGACUCGGGGGUGAGCCGCGCGGGCGGCCUGCCUCAGAGCCCGGCGCUUCACAGACUCAAGACUCAGUCACUGAGUCACGGAGUCCGCCGCCGAGGCCCUGCCUCUCCCACUCGUACGCUUCGUUGAAGCCAACAGUUCGGUACAGUUCAUCAAAGGGCAACAAAUAAGGUUCCCUUGGCUCCGUUGAUAUUUGUUCUUCGUUCUUUAUAGCUUGGAGAGUGCUCUUCACAGCAGCAAUGUAGCAAUUGAGCAAAGUCACUCCCCGCAAUGAAAGGCGGAAUCCCAUCGCUCCAGCUUCUCCUGAGCUGAAAAUGUGUACCCCAGGCCGUUCUACUUGCGCCAGCAUUGUUGGAACUUGUAGAGAACGGUUGAUGAUCUCCAUCUCUUCUUGAUUUGCAAGGCCUUCAGCGUAGACA